Molecule: messenger RNA, 1692 nt
Organism: Maniola jurtina (meadow brown)
Lineage: Eukaryota; Metazoa; Arthropoda; Insecta; Lepidoptera; Nymphalidae
Exons: 5
Coding region: 192-1625 (477 amino acids)
Source: RefSeq, a predicted model, not a curated record
AAUGCACGUGUACCUUCGCGAUCCUGCAAAGUUUCUGUUACCCGCAGUCGUUGAAGUCCGAAACAGAUAAACGACCCGUUCCAGGAAAUACCUCUUGAAUUUUUAACGAUGUUUUCACUUCUUGGAAAAUACAUGCACUCGUAAUACUUGAGAAAUUUUGCAAACUAGUUUUCUGAAAAAUACCUACUACAAUGAAAGGAGCUGUUUAUGUGAUGCUCGGCACUUUAUUUGAAGUAUGCAAAGGCCAAUACAUAGCAAUAAACCCGAAGCCUUCCACACUGAGUCCGUGCGACAACUUCAGGAGUACUGCUCUCAUAGAGCGUUUCUUCGACCUCAUAUUCACCGAGUUCCAUAACACGCCACCAGCUUGCAUUUGCGUACAAAUAUGUUACCAACAACCCACUUACUGUUAUCCUAAUGGAUGUUUGAAAAGAACAGAGAGGAAGAAGAUGGAGGAAACCACGUUUAUGGUGAAUCCAAUACCGAAAGCAAAUUAUGAGAGUACAGCAAAAUCUGCGACGUACGGAAUUGAUCACAGAGCUAUUGUGGAUGAUUUGUUGGAGAGACCUCACCUACUGACCCUAUAUGGAGACACGACAGAGAAGCCAAAAACAAAUGAUUUAAUACAUCGUCCGAACCCAUUUAAAGAAUUAGUUCUGAAAUACAAGAAAGUGCCGAAAUUGGAAAUGAAAUACAAUUUACGAGAGCAGGUCAAGAAUAAAAAUUCAGAAAAGUUAAACAAAGAGAAGAAUAUAGACAUAUCAAAGACCAGAUGGCCCUCGAACAAGCACUUGCUGCACGGAAAAUCACCAUUUCAUAGAGAACGUAAUUAUAAGAAAAUUGGUGACACGAAGCAAACCAAGUUCUUCGUAUCGAUGUAUCCAGACAAUGAUCCCUUAAGCUACAGUCCAGUAUACUACAAGAAGCUUUUAGCUAAACGCGAUAAUAAUAAUGGAGUUAAUGUUGAGGCUAUGUACUUAUAUCAGGCUGACACAGCUAACUUUACUCUGGAGGCUUUGAUUGAUAAUUUAAUAGAAAGCAGUUUAGAUAAAAGUAAGAAGGACACUAGACUUAGAUUAAAUAUAGAACUGGAUGAAGAUAUUGACAAAGAAUCUAUGACAGAGGCAAAUAUAAAUUUUGCAGACUUACAUUUUUUACUGGAUAGAGAAAAUGAAACACAUUCUACUUUAAAUAAUACAGCUGUUAGUAUAAUCUCAAUGAAUUCUACAAAUGAGGACAUAGAUAUUAACAAAUACUCACAUGAUAUGGAUGCAACAAAUCAAAACACGUUUUCGGAAAUGAUAGCAAGUAUGAGCAAGGAAAUCGAAAAACAGAAUAAAGCAAGUAUGGAAUUUUUGGGGCGCGUUGCUGGAUUGAAAAAAAUAUCGAAUAAAUUAUCUACAGAUAUGAUUUUACAAUAUAAUGUAACAGCUACUAAUUUAAAUGUAACAGAAAAUAUAGCAGAACAGACAAAUGCGACAAAAAUAAUUGAUGUAGAACUUACUACAAAAAACAUAAACUCUCGUGAAAAUUUCACUACUCCUAAGCCAGUGCCAGUUACAAAAUCUUCUAUAUACCAAAAACUCAGCAAAGGAAAGUUAAAAAACUUAUACGUAGGAAGUUAAAUUAAUUUUAAAUAUUAAAAUUUGUAACAUUUUUUAAUGUUCAAACGUGGUUUAUUUCCAUUUUUAU